Messenger RNA from Erythranthe guttata (spotted monkey flower), 1074 nucleotides. The record is from RefSeq and is a predicted model, not a curated record. Lineage: Eukaryota; Viridiplantae; Streptophyta; Magnoliopsida; Lamiales; Phrymaceae.
AUGGUUAUCCAUGCCAUCAUGCAUGGGCAUGCAUUGCUGAAAGAAUCAAGGUAUAGGGUUGAAGAUUAUGUGGACUCUUAUUACAAAAAUGAAACAUAUUUGAAGGUUUAUAACUACAUGAUACAUGUUGUACCUGGACCCAAUGAUUAUAUCAAAAAAAUUUAUGAGCCACUUGGUGCUCCAAAGUACAAAAGGAAGGGUGGAAGACCAACAAAAUUGAGAAGGAAAAAACCAGAUGAGGUUCAUAGGACUUCUUACAGAAAGGUUUCCAAGUUGCUCGAUCCGGGACACACCAGCGUAAAAGAUUACAUUGACAAAACUCGCAAGAAUAAUACAACUUACCUGUUGAGAUAUUUGGUUGUAAUAGAUGAUAUUUGGAGUGUUGAUGCAUGGGAUAAAGUGAAUCUCUUCUUUCCAGAAAAUGGUCAAGGAAGCAGAAUAAUGAUAACCACUAGGCUAUCAAACGCUACUUCGAUUAGCUCUCAUGGCCUUGUGAUGAAUUUCUUAAAUGAGGAUAAGAUUUGGGAUCUACUGUGCAGAUAUGUAUUUGAAGAAGAAGAAGAUUGCCCUCCUGAAUUGGAGAAAAUAGGAAAGAAGAUUGCCAAAAUUUCCGAAGGACUUCCUUUGUCUAUAGUUGUGAUUGGAGGACAUCUAGCGAAGUCUAAGCGCACAAGAGAGCAUUGGGAAUAUAUUUCAGAAAACAUAAACACAAUUGUCAAUUUUAAAGACGAUGAACGUUGCUUAAAAGUAUUACAAUUGAGUUAUAAUCAUUUGCCGGUACAUCGAAAACCAUGUUUUCUUUAUAUGGGAGUUUUUCCCGAGGACACAAAGAUCCGUGUCUCGUGGCUCGUAAAACUAUGGGUUUCUGAAGGAUUUGUGAAACCAAUAAACGACAAAAGCUUGGACGUGGUUUCGAAAGAGUACUUGCAGGAGCUCUGUGAUAGAAACCUGAUUUUAGUACAUAAAAGGGGGUCUUAUGGAAAUAUCAAGUUUUGCAGUAUCCAUUAUCUCUUGACGGAUUUAUGCUUGAGAGAAGCUGAGAGAGAAGUUCUUUUAUGUCACAAGAUUGCAUGA